AUGCUGGCCACGUCAGUUGACAACACAUGCUCCCACAAAAAAAUCUAUCUAUCUAUCUAUCUAUCUAUCUAUCUAUCUAUCUAUCUAUCUAUCUAUCUAUCUAUCUAUCUAUCUCAACCUGCUGGCAUUGCUUCCUCUUUGAACCCAGAACAACUGAUCAUAUCUUUGGAACCGGAAGCUGCUUCAAUAUAUUGCCGGAAGUUAAGACUCUACCAACUGAUCCCAGAAAGCCCAGUCAUGCAUCCUCUGACGUCGCCCAACAAGAAAACUCCGGAAAUUCUCAACAUGGAACCAGCCUGCUCUGAUAUCACCAAUGGGAUGCGCUACAUGGUGGUAGAUUGUGGUGGAGGGACUGUCGACAUUACUGUACAUGAAAUGGAAAAAGAAGGCCUUUUGCGAGAAUUAUACAAAGCCACUGGUGGAGCAUACGGCGGCACAGGUAAAAAAAAAUGUAUUUGUUUUUUUUUCUUUUCUUCUUUAAGUUUCACAGCGUGA
Messenger RNA from Acanthosepion pharaonis, 495 nucleotides. Lineage: Eukaryota; Metazoa; Mollusca; Cephalopoda; Sepiida; Sepiidae. The record is from the annotation of a GenBank genome assembly.